Messenger RNA from Emiliania huxleyi CCMP1516, 2732 nucleotides. RefSeq lists its product as hypothetical. The transcript is spliced from 5 exons. Gene Ontology annotation, biological process: triterpenoid biosynthetic process. Gene Ontology annotation, molecular function: intramolecular transferase activity. Gene Ontology annotation, cellular component: lipid droplet. Bases 78 to 2486 code for a protein of 802 amino acids. NCBI's taxonomy places the organism in Eukaryota, Haptophyta, Isochrysidales, Noelaerhabdaceae. The record is from RefSeq and is a predicted model, not a curated record.
CAACGAGUGGCAGAGCUCCCCAAGCUCCCCAAGAAGCUCUCCUCCUACUCUACCGAAGCAGAAGCCUCGACGCUGAGAUGCCCGUGCUCGCUGACCUCCUCCACGCGCUCCUCCUCCCGCUCCGCAUAGUUCUCCGCCUCAUCCACCGCCUCCUCUACUCGCCAACGUGGCGGACAACCUACCCGGUGACGCGCACGCUUCCCGAGCCGGUCGCGCCGGCCGCGCGCAAGGGCACGUGGACGCUCCGUACCCGCACGGGCGAGUCGCCGCUCGGGCCGGUGAAGCACACGCUGAACGGCAACACGGGCCGCCAGCUGUGGACCUUCGACCCGGCCGCCGCUCCCGCGGCCUGGGAGGCGGACGCGCUCUCGCACUUUCGGCGCGAGUACGAGGCGAUGGCCGAGGUGCGCCACCACUCGGCGGACGAGCCGCUGCGGCUGCAGGCGCUGCGCGAGACGGGCGGGAAGCGGCGCGCGGCGAAGCCGCUCCCCAAGGGCGCCGCCGAGGCAGAGCAGGUCGACGCGUCUCUGCGGCACGGCAUCGGCUUUUACGGCAGCCUCCAGAUGGAGGACGGCCACUGGCCGGGCGACUACGGCGGGCCGAUGUUCCUGCUGCCCGGGCUGGUGAUCGCCUGCUACGUGACGGAGACGGAGCUGCCGGCGGAGCACCGCGCUGAGAUGCUGCGCUACUUGCGCAACCACCAGAAUGAGGACGGAGGCACGGGGCUGCACAUCGAGGGCCACUCGACGAUGUUCGGGACGUCGCUUAACUACGUCGCCGCGCGGCUGCUGGGCAUGGCGGCGGACGACCCACACUGCCUCCGCGCGCGCGCCUUCAUGCACGGCCGCGGCGGCGCCGUCAACAACACGUCGUGGGCGAAGUUCUGGCUCGCGUUGCUGGGCGUGUACGAGUGGCGCGGCAUCAACCCUCUGCCGCCGGAGAUGUGGAUCUUGCCUUACUGGCUGAUCGUCCACCCGGGCCGCUUCUGGUGCCACUGCCGCAUGGUCUACUUGCCAAUGUCGUACCUGUACGGCAAGCGCGCCGCCUGCCCGCCCACGCCCCUCACGGAGGCCCUGCGCAAGGAGCUCUACGUGGAGCCGUACUCUGAGAUCGCGUGGGAGGAGCAGCGCAACAACUGCGGCCCGGCAGACAUGUACGUGCAGCACCACCCGCUGCAGGACCUGCUCUGGAAGGUCGUCGCCGCAGCAGAGCCGUGGAUCCCUGCCUGGCUACGCCGCCGCGCGCUGUCGUGGUGCGCCGACAUGAUCCUGCACGAGGACGGAUCGACACGGCAUGUCGACAUCGGCCCGGUCAACAAGGCGAUCAACAUGGUCUGCUGCUGGUACGACGACCCGCACGGGGAGGCCUUCAAGGCGCACCUGCCCCGCAUCUUCGACUACCUCUGGCUCGCCGAGGACGGCAUGAAGAUGCAGGGCUACAACGGGUCGCAGGCGUGGGACACGGCCUUUGCAGUGCAGGCCAUCGCGGCGUCGGGCCUCGGCGAGGAGGCCGAGGUCUCGCCCAUCCUGAGGAAGGCGCACGAGUACCUCGACGCGUCGCAAGCCCUCGGCUUGCCCGGCGUAGCGGCGCUCGAGCCGGAGCGGCUGUUCGAUUGCGUCAACGUCAUUCUCUCGUACCAAAACACCGCCGAGCACUGGGGCACCGGCGGCUGGGCCACCUACGAGAACACGCGCGGCCCCGCGGCGCUCGAGCUUCUCAACCCGUCUGAGUGCUUCGGGGACAUCGUCAUCGACUACUCGUACUGCGAGCUGACCUGCGCCUGCAUCACCGCCCUCUCGCACUUCCACCGCCGCCAUCCCGGCCACCGCACCGCCGAGAUCUCGACGGCGAUCAAGCUCGGCGCGCCGUGGACCCGCGACACGCAGCUGGGCGCGUGGUUUGGCGUGGUCGGCCUCGCCUCGGUCGGCGAGCGGGAGGCAACCUCGCCGCACGUCGCCAAGGCGCUCGCGUUUCUGCGCUCCAAGCAGCUGCCCGACGGCGGCUGGGGCGAGUCCUACUUGUCGUCCUCGAGGAAGGAGUACCACCAUGCAGACGCGUCGCAGGCCCCCCCCCCACACCCGCUUGCACGAGCGCACUCCUUCCCUCACCGCACCACUUGGCACGCGGACGCGUCGCCAGCCACGCCAUCGAGUGCAUGCCUCCCCUUCCUUCCGUUGAUCCCUCAGCCGGUCGUCAACACGUCGUGGGCGAUGCUCGCCCUCCUCGCCGGCACGGAAGGCUGCGACGAGUCGAUGGCCGGCGCGGCGCCGGUCCUCGCGCGCGCGGCUGCCUUCCUGAUGUCGAUGCAGGAGCCGACGGGCGACUGGCCGCAGCAGCUCAUCUCCGGCGUCUUCAACCACAACUGCAUGAUCACGUACGCAAACUACCGCAACAUCUUCCCCCUCUGGGCCCUCGGCCAGUACCGCCGCCGCCUCCGCGGCGAGCCCCUCCCAAACCUCGACGCGGUCCCCACUCUCAAGCUCUGAGCUGCCGGCCGGCCUGGGCGCGCGCGUCGAAGUGGCGCCGCGGCGGACAGGAGAACCUCGCGCCGUGCGGCAAGAGCCGGCGGGGCGGAGACACAGCGACAGCGAGGGGUGACGUCGAGGUUUGCACAUCGCUGGAACAACGGCAGGCCAGCGACAUGCAGAGGUAGAGCCGCCAUGAUGGGUCUCAGGGAGCCCCUGUUUUCAUGUUGAAUUUAUUUUGGCAUCCGCUCGAGAGAGAUCGUGUGU